ACGUUUCUCUCGCGCCCUCUGCAGGAGCCUGGGCCGAGGGCCGCCCCGCCUCGCUGCCCCCAGGCUCAUAAAUGGCCUCUGCGCCCCGGCCCGAGCGGGUUCCGAGGCUGCUCGCUGGGUGCUUACCCCCUUACCCGCCCCCACCCCCAACAGUGGGAUUACUGUCCAUGGAGCAGGAGGAAACCUACCUGGAGCUCUACCUGGACCAGUGCGCCGCUCAGGAUGACCUUGCCCCACCCAGGUCUCCCCUGUUCAACCCAGUUGUACCUUAUGGUAUGUACAUAUUGAAUGCAUCCAAUCCGGAUACUGCAUUUAAUUCGAACCCUGAAGUCAAAGAAACAUCAGGUGAUUUCUCAUCUGUGGAUCUUAGCUUCCUACCAGAUGAAGUUACUCAAGAAAAUAAAGACCAACCUGUCAUUAGCAGCAGACAUGAAACUGAAGAAAAUUCUGAAAGCCAAAGUCUACAAAGUAGGUUGCCAUCACUGAGCGAACAGGACAUUGGGCUGGGCUUAAACAGCAGUAGUUUGUCAAAUUCCCAUUCACAGCUGCACCCUGGUGAUAGUGACUCAGUCCAGCCCUCUCCUGAGAAACCAAACUCCGACUCCUUGUCUCUGGCAUCCAUAACUCCCAUGACACCAAUGACCCCUGUUUCAGAAUGUUGUGGAAUUGUACCUCAACUACAGAAUAUAGUUUCCACUGUCAACCUGGCCUGUAAGUUGGAUCUGAAGAAAAUAGCUUUGCACGCAAAAAAUGCAGAAUAUAACCCAAAGAGGUUUGCUGCUGUCAUAAUGAGGAUCCGAGAGCCCAGGACAACGGCCCUUAUAUUUAGCUCUGGGAAGAUGGUCUGCACGGGAGCCAAAAGUGAAGAGCAGUCUCGACUUGCAGCGAGAAAAUAUGCUCGUGUGGUGCAGAAGCUUGGGUUCCCUGCCAGAUUCCUCGAUUUUAAAAUUCAGAACAUGGUUGGAAGCUGUGAUGUGAGAUUUCCCAUCAGGCUGGAAGGUUUGGUGUUAACCCAUCAGCAGUUCAGUAGUUACGAGCCUGAACUGUUUCCUGGUCUUAUUUAUAGAAUGGUAAAACCACGAAUUGUGUUGCUUAUCUUUGUAUCUGGAAAAGUUGUGUUGACAGGUGCCAAAGAACGCUCUGAGAUCUAUGAAGCAUUUGAAAACAUCUAUCCUAUUCUAAAAGGUUUUAAAAAAGCCUGAGCAUAUUAUUCAACAUCUCACAUUAUUCUGGUUUGAAUAUGUCCAUAAGCCCAGCACAGAAACAGCUGGAUUCUUCUACCUUUAAUUGUAGAUGUUCCAAGUACAUUACUUAUUAAAGGGUGAUUCUGUGUAAGUAAACCUGUCUAAGAAACAAAGAAAAAUUUGUAU
Messenger RNA from Piliocolobus tephrosceles (Ugandan red Colobus), 1370 nucleotides. RefSeq names its product TATA-box binding protein like 2 (gene TBPL2). The transcript is spliced from 7 exons. Gene Ontology annotation, molecular function: DNA binding. Gene Ontology annotation, biological process: DNA-templated transcription initiation. The coding region runs from base 72 to 1202 and encodes 376 amino acids. The record is from RefSeq and is a predicted model, not a curated record. NCBI's taxonomy places the organism in Eukaryota, Metazoa, Chordata, Mammalia, Primates, Cercopithecidae.